AUGUUGUCAACAUUACACAGCUUUCAUCACAAUACUCGCACCCUUCGCAAGUGGAAUAAGGAGCACAUCUAUGGCGUAGCUGUUCGGACCCCAAAAAACCCCAGGGCUGGUUCAGAUUUAGUGUCUGAUGUUAUUUCAAAUCGGGUCUGUGACAAGCCACUCACGCGACCCAUAGAUGUUGUCUAUGACCUCAAAAAAGAUUAUGGAUUAGAGGUUAGCUACCGGGUUGCGUGGUUAGGUGUUAAAAAAGCUCGGGGGGAGAUGUUUGGUGCACACUCCAUUUCGUUCUACCAAUUGCGCUGGUACAGUUCCGUUGUCGUUGAAAACAACCCUGGAAGUUACGUCAACAUUGACUGUGAUAAACACAACAACCGUUUCAUAAGGUAUUUCAUAUCAUUCAAAGCAUGUAUCGAUGGGUUCAAUCAUUGCCGGCCAUUACUAUUCCUGGAUGGGACUUUUCUGAAGGGAAAAUUCAAGGGACACUUGCUAGCCGCUACUGCGAAAGAUGGCAAUCAAGGUCUCUUCCCUGUAGCCAUCGCAAUUGUCGAUUCAGAAAACACCGCAAACUGGGCAUGGUUCUUGGGACAUCUCGCAAAUGUUGUCAACAGUCACAGGACCCUUACAUUCGUAUCUGACCGACAUGCAGGAUUAUUGGAAUCAAUACCCAUCACAUUUCCCACAGCCCAUCACGCAUUUUGUCUACAACAUUUGCAACGUAACUUGCAACAUAAGUUACGAUAUGUCAACACUUCAUACAGGGCUGGAAUGUUGACAAAAUUUCGGGCUUGUGCUUACGCACCCACUGUGGCUUCAUUCACGCAAUGCGUCGAGGAAUUUAUGAAAUGCGGAAGGAAGGUUGUUCCCGCAUUCUUAAAAGACUUACCCCUUCAAUUUUGGGCUAAUGCUUACUUCCGCGGUUCACGAUACGGUGAGAUGAGUUCCAAUGCCGUUGAAUCAUUUAACUCGUGGAUACGGGAAACACGCCACCUACCAAUUACUCAACUGGUUGACAGCAUUCGAGUUAAGAUUAUGCAUCAAAUGGCGAAACGCAAAAUAAAAGCACAAGCGUGGCCCGGUGUUAUUUGCCCAAAAAUGGAAGCUCGAUUGGUCAAAGCAUACAAUAAAGGCAGAGCAUGGCUUGUCAGCCAAUCCACCGAUACAGUGUUCGAGGUCCACUCUUUCCCAUCCGUCAUGGUUGACGUUGACAAACGUACAUGUUCCUGUUUCAAGUGGCAAAUCAAUGGAUUUCCAUGCUCUCACGCAGUUGUUGCUAUCCGAAAUAGCGAACUCGACCUGUACGAUUUAGUGGCUGAAUUUUACUACGGGAAUGCUUACCGGAACUCAUACCAACAUAACAUACAACCCAUUCCAACUGUUGAGAAACCAGCAUUCAAUCCUGAUGAUUUUGUCAUACACCCACCGUCAGUCAAACGACCACCAAGCCGACCCAAACAAAAAAAGAAUUCUUUCCCAAGGUGA
Camellia sinensis is the source of this 1479-nucleotide messenger RNA. Lineage: Eukaryota; Viridiplantae; Streptophyta; Magnoliopsida; Ericales; Theaceae. The record is from RefSeq and is a predicted model, not a curated record.